Molecule: messenger RNA, 751 nt
Organism: Panicum hallii
Lineage: Eukaryota; Viridiplantae; Streptophyta; Magnoliopsida; Poales; Poaceae
Product: E3 ubiquitin-protein ligase EL5-like
Exons: 1
Coding region: 140-751 (203 amino acids)
Source: RefSeq, a predicted model, not a curated record
AACCAGACAAGUUUCAACCGAAAUCUCUCCGGCGUCCACACCAAGGAAAUUCACUCGUCUUCAACCGCAUCACUCCAUCACUCGGAGCAUGUAGCAAGGCAAGCACUUAGCAAUCUGGGGCCCAAGCCGAGCCGCCGCCAUGGCCUGCCGCGUGAUGAUACUGGCGUUCAUCAACACGGUGGGCGUCGGCGGCACCGGCCUCCUCGUCUACGCGCACGUCCGCGGCAUGAGGACGCCUCGUAUCAUCCUCGCCGUCGUCUGCGUCAACGCCAGCAUCUACCCCGUCUUCUGCGCCUCGCUCUUCCCGUGGUCCGCGCUCCUGCGGUGCCUGCGCGGCGCCGGGUCGCAGCUCUGCCUGCCGUGCAGGCGCGCGCGGCGAGCCUGGAGCGCCGGCGGCGACGACAGCCGCGGCGGCAGCGAUCUGCCGCAGUUCGCGGUGCGGAGACGACGGCAAGGCCAGGCCGUCAUGACCGUGCUGCCCAGGGAGGGGCCGGUUCACGGCGGUGCACGGGCGGUUGCCGCCGCCGCCGCCAUCCCGGCGUACGAGCAGCGGGGCGGCGCGCUGCCGGACGGCGCGCCGGAGUGCCCGGUGUGCCUGGGCGAGGUGGAGAAGGGGGAAAUGGUGAAGCGGCUGCCGGUGUGCCUGCACGUGUUCCACCAGCGGUGCAUCGACCAGUGGCUGCACGGGCACUCGACGUGCCCGGUGUGCAGGUGCGAUGUCUUCGCGUCACUACCGGGCCAAGUAGUAUGA